Pneumocystis jirovecii RU7 is the source of this 868-nucleotide messenger RNA. Its product is annotated as septum formation protein Maf. Gene Ontology annotation, molecular function: nucleoside triphosphate diphosphatase activity. Bases 1 to 813 code for a protein of 270 amino acids. The transcript is spliced from 5 exons. NCBI's taxonomy places the organism in Eukaryota, Fungi, Ascomycota, Pneumocystomycetes, Pneumocystales, Pneumocystaceae. The record is from RefSeq and is a predicted model, not a curated record.
AUGCAAAGUAUGGACAAGGAUGUGCAGAAGGAGGCACUGGCAAAGGCACCACCAUCCCCUUCAUCAGACCCGCCACCAUAUGAGUCAGUAGCGGUAUUAUCAACGCCAGUGCAUGAACAACUUCAGGGUAAACGUAUAAUACUUGCAUCCUCAUCACCGAGGCGCAGGCGGUUAAUUGAGCAAAUGGUAUGGGUAUUUUUGCGUUCUGACUUUAUUAUACAGGGUUUUUGCAAUGUUGAAGUACAGUUACCUGACUUGGAAGAACCAGUGAAUCCAUCUGAUCGUAUACCCUGGGAGUUUUGUGUGGAUAUGGCCAGCCGUAAGGCACUGCGUGUUUAUGAAUCACAGGUAAAUACGUCUCCACCGCCUGCAUUGGUAGUAGCCGCAGAUACCGUGGUAUUAUCAGGUGCUUUGAUUCUUGGGAAGCCUCGAUCACAGUCAGAACAGUUGGUAACACUACGGCGGCUGCGUGAUAGCAAGCGCCCACAUAAGGUUUUUACAGGUGUUGCAGUAAUCGUGCCUUUACGGGUGCCAAUUCAUCCAGGAUACAAUCUUCGUACACAUGUAGAGGAGUCAGAAGUGACGUUUGAUGCAUCUGUGUCAGAUGAAUUUCUUGAAGCGUAUGUUCGUUGUGGUGAGGGUAUAGACAAAGCAGGUGGUUAUGGUAUUCAAGGAUAUGGUGCAUUACUUGUUGAAUCGAUAAGCGGUGAUUAUACUAAUAUCAUUGGCCUUCCAGUGCGUUCUACUUUUAAGCUAAUUGAAAAGACACUAAACGAAGACUUAUAUGAUAAUCUUCCAGACCAUAUGAUCUAGCUUUGGAAUUAAUAAUUUACCAUUCAAGAUUAUUAUAGAUUUAAUAACCAUAGGA